This is a messenger RNA of Lodderomyces beijingensis, 666 nucleotides long. Lineage: Eukaryota; Fungi; Ascomycota; Pichiomycetes; Serinales; Debaryomycetaceae. The record is from the annotation of a GenBank genome assembly.
AUGGAGAGGCAGGAUGCGUUGUUAGCUGCCAAGCUACUGAGAGAGGAAUCCAAUGGUGCACGAGGGAGCAGGACCAAGCGCAAGGCCAGCUCGGCUUCAGGCCCGUCGAAAACAAAGCGAGCAGCACAUAAUAAGAACAACAGUGACGGCAAUAGAAUUAACAGCAGCAAUAACAACAAUCCCUUCAAUAGGGAAAUGGCGCUAAGUGCCGAUUUGCAACGUGUGAUUGGCGAAGAAAUGUGCUCGAGACCGCAAGUGGUCAAGAAGUUGUGGGCGUACAUUAAGGAAAACGAUCUUCAGAAUCCAUCGGAUAAGCGACAAAUUAUGUGCGAUGAAAAGCUACAGCAGCUUUUCAAAAAGAGUAUGUACAAGAUUUUACGCAAUUGCUUGAGUGCCUGAAAUUAAAAAAAAAAGAACUGGGAGAUUGAGAGAUUGGGAUUUUGUUUACUAACUGUGCAUCUUUGUUUUGUAGAGACCGUUGGUGCUUUUGAGAUGAAUAGGAUUUUGAGUAAGCACAUUUUCAAACCCGAUGAAAUCGGCGAAAGUGGUGAAAGUGGUGCUAAUGCACCUGAACCACAGAAAAGCCUGGAUGUUGACGAUGAUGAGGAGGAUUUAGAGAAAGAUGCUCAGCAAUUGGAAGACGAAAUAAGUGAAGCAGAAUACUAG